Chelonus insularis is the source of this 3172-nucleotide messenger RNA. RefSeq names its product Ras GTPase activating protein 1 (gene RasGAP1). The record is from RefSeq and is a predicted model, not a curated record. NCBI's taxonomy places the organism in Eukaryota, Metazoa, Arthropoda, Insecta, Hymenoptera, Braconidae. The transcript is spliced from 12 exons. The coding region runs from base 60 to 3104 and encodes 1014 amino acids. Gene Ontology annotation, biological process: regulation of GTPase activity; intracellular signal transduction.
AGAAUAUGAACCGCUUGCGUUCUGUUCGUGUAGUCACUCAGUAGUGUCAUGGAGGUAACAUGGCCGAGGAGACGCGCCUAGUUCGCGUUGAGGAGAGACUCAAAAUAAAAAUUGGUGAGGUAAAGAAUCUUUUAAGUCGAGGCCAUGGAUCCCCUGGAACACGAGAUGUUUAUUGUGCCCUGUCUCUUGAUCAGGAGGAAAUUUUUCGUACUAGCACAAUCGAAAGAACUCUCGAUCCAUUCUUUGGAGAAGAGUUCCAAUUUGAGGUGCCAAGAAAGUUCCGCUACCUCGGAAUUUACGUUUACGAUCGUGACAGACACUUGAAGCAAGAUAAGAUCUUGGGAAAAGUGGCGAUAAAACAAAAAGAUUUAGCUUCAUACCAUAGUAAGGAACAUUGGUUUCCAUUAAGUCCAGUUGAUGCUGACUCUGAAGUACAAGGAAAAGCACAUUUAGAACUUGCUCUUCAACCUCAAGUCAAUCACACCCAGCCUAAGCUUAUAGUUCGAGUGAUUGAGUGUAGUGAGCUAACAAUAAAAAACGGUGGAUGUGAUCCGUUUGCUACAGUCACGGUCAAUUAUAGCAAUGGAAAGCAAAUUUGCAAACGUACAAAGGUGAAAAAGAAGACUGUAUCCCCGUACUUCAAUGAAACAUUUAUUUUUGAGCCCGAACCGACAGAACCAAAGGAAAAGGAUGUUUCUCAUUAUUCUAUCGAUGGAGAAGUUGGAGAAGUUGUUGUUGGUCUCUGGCAUGCUUCUCCAGGCAUGGGAGAACAGCCAGCAUUCUUGGGUGAAGUUAGGGUUCCACUCAGAGGCCUACAAAAGCAACCAACCAGUACAUCUACUGCUUGGUAUUUCUUACAGCCUCGGGCAACAAAACACCGUCCAAGUAAAAUAACGCAUAAUUCAACGCCGCCAGGGACUCUUCCAAGUCUUGGAUCUUUGCGUUUAAAGAUCCAUUACACUGCAGAUUAUGUCUUUCCUUCAGAAAUGUAUGAUAGAUUACGUAGUUUACUUUUACAAAGUGUUAAUGUGCAACCUAUAACGGCAUCUGCGGUUUACAUCUUGGGUGAAAUUGUAUCGAGUAAAAUGGAAGCAGCUCAACCUUUGGUUAAAGUUUUGGUUCAUCAUGGACAGUUAGUAUCGGUCAUUAGAGCGUUAGCUAGUCAUGAAAUUUCGAAAUUAACAGAUCCUACGACAAUUUUCCGUGGUAAUACACUUGUCAGUAAGAUGAUGGAUGAAGGAAUGCGUCUGGCAGGACUUCAUUAUCUUCAUAGUACACUUAGGCCUGCCAUCGAUCAAGUUAUUCUUGAGAAAAAACCUUGUGAAAUUGAUCCAACUCGAGUUAGAGAUGCCACUACUAUUCAAACUAAUUUGGCUAAUUUGAAGGAAUACGUAGAACGUGUAUUUACGGCAAUCACAACGUCUGGAGUAAGAUGUCCACCAUUAAUGUGUGAAAUGUUUUGGUGCUUAAGGGAACUUGCGGCUAUACAUUUUCCGCAGAACAAAGAAGUGAGAUACUCUGUUAUUAGUGGAUUUAUAUUUCUCAGGUUCUUUGCUGCUGCAAUUUUAGGUCCAAGAUUAUUUGACAUCACAACUGAACAAAUUGACUUUCAAACAAAUAGAACAUUAACACUUAUCUCCAAGACAAUACAAAGUUUAGGUAAUUUAGUUAGUUGUCGGGGAGGUGCUGGAAGUGUUUGUAAAGAAGAAUAUAUGGAAGGCGUGUAUAGAGAAUUUUAUACGGAAAAGCAUAUUCAAGCAGUUAAGCAAUUUUUAGAAUUAAUUUCUACUAGUAGUAACAGUGGAACAGCACGGCGUCCGACUAUACUUCAAGAACAACCAGUAGUUUUAAAAGAAGGAGUUAUGAUCAAAAGAGCCCAAGGCCGUAAACGAUUUGGGAGGAAAAAUUUCAAACAAAGAUAUUUUAGACUGACUACACAAGAUCUGACUUACUCAAAAACAAAAGGGAAGGAACCUUUGUGUAGAAUACUUUUGGAGGAAAUUUUGGCUGUGGAAAGAUUACACGAAGAUUCGUUUAAGAUGAAAAAUAUGUUUCAAAUAGUACAACCUCAACGAGCACUUUAUGUGCAAGCUGGAAAUUGUGUUGAAGAAAAAGAGUGGAUUGAUAUCCUGACGAAAAUCUGUCACACAAAUAGUAAUCGAUUAGAGCGAUAUCAUCCAAGCGCUUACAUCAAUGGUCAUUGGCUGUGUUGUAGAGCAACAUCUAAAACUGCUUUAGGAUGUAGCGAAGCAUCUGCGGGCAUUGAAGCUGGUUUACGAAUGGUUCUUGAUCCAGAUAGAGAUCUACAGAGGAUUCAUUCCCUUAUUUAUGCGAAUAUGGCACGACUAGAAACACUAAUGAGUAAUUGUGAAUGCCAAGCAGUUUAUGGUGCCAGUGAAAUGUGUGUUUUACAAGGUGGUGGAUCACCAAUUGAAGAUGUAACUUCGACUUUCAAAACGUUAACAGCCUUAAGAGAUGCGGCAUUUGCUUUACAACGUGAGCAUCGUGCUUACUUUAGAAAAUUGGCUCGAGACACCAAAUACGGUAGCAAACAAGCACCAAUUGGUGAUGAUAACUACCUCCUUCUAGCUGCUAGAGCAGGCUACGAGGGACAACUUACGAAACGUGCAUUCACAGCAGAUACAGAUAACUUGAAUCAACAAUGUAUCGAUACAGGGUUCACUUAUGAUAAUUUUAUGCGUCGAAUAGAUGAUCCUAGAUACGAUGAAUCUUUGAGAAAAUGUUUGGAUUCGGAUUCGAUCAAUCGUAGGUAUGAGAAUGAAAAUAAUACUAUAAAGCAUUAUGAUAAUAAUUCAGAUACUAUUCGAAGUAUUCAGAAUGAUCUCAAUAAGUUUGAUCGUAGUCUGAACAAUACUUUAAGAUCUGAAAAGAAUGACAAUGAAAAUUGUGAAAAUCAAAGGCGGAUAGAAGUUGGAAGUUUAUUAACAUGUGAAGGAAUUAAUUUAUCAAGUACACUAUCUAGGAAAUUCAGUAAUUAUGAUAACACCAGAAAGUUUAGUAAUGAAGGCUCUUUAUCUUGGAGAAUACGAGACGAUGCUUCGGAUAUAUCGUCUAGUUCAAUGAGUGGUCGGGGGAAUCAUUAAAAUUUUAUUAAUGUAAAAAUCGAUUAUAAAUUUUAUUCAUUCAUCUCAUUAAAAAUUGAUUCUUGGAA